ACCAGCCGCCGCAUCUCCCUGUCCUUUGGGUCCGGCCCUCCUGCUCCGGACACCCGCGGGAGCCGCCCAGCUCUCCCCGCGCAACGGCGGCGGCGGCCAUUCGGGGAAGCGCAGGCAGUCGCUGAGGAUGCUGCUGCUCGAGAGGAUGCUGCUGUUCCCGAGGCUGCUGCUGCUCGGGCUCCUGGCUGGGGCUGGGCGAGCUGCCCCGGCCCCCUCCACCCUGCCCAGCAGCCCUUCCUCCUUCCCCAUGAGCUCCUUCCCCACCUCCCAGGCCUUGCGGGAAGGGCCCCCGCCCGCCCUCACCUUUCCACAGGAGGAAGCCACCCUCGAUGAGAUGUUCCGUGAAGUAGAGGAAUUAAUGGAGGACACGCAGCACAAGCUGCAGAGCGCCGUGGAGGAGAUGAAAGCAGAGGAGGAAGCGACCAAAGGCUCAGUAGAAGUCAGCCUGCAAGAUCUGCCUCCCAAUUUCCACAACAAUUCCCACAGUGAAGUUAAGGUUGGAAACAGAACCAUUUACAGGCAGCAGGAGAUUGACAAGAUAACCAACAAUCAAACUGGACAAACAGUCAUUUCAGAGACCAUUAUUGACACCAUAAAGGAUGAAGAGAAAAGGAAUCACGAGUGUAUCAUUGAUGAGGACUGUGGGACAGGAAGAUACUGCCAGUUUUCUAGUUUUGAAUAUACUUGUGAACUCUGUAAGAACCAACAAACACUCUGCUCAAGAGAUAGCGAAUGCUGUGGAGACCAGCUUUGCGUCUGGGGUCAUUGUGUAAAAGAUGCUUCAAAAGGUAGUAACGGGACCAUCUGUGACAACCAGCAAGGCUGCCAGCCUGGUCUGUGCUGUGCUUUUCAGAAAGGACUCCUGUUUCCUGUGUGCACACCACUACCAGUGGAGGGCGAACCCUGCCACGACCCUUCUAAUAGACUGCUGGAUCUCAUCACAUGGGAGCUGGAGCCUGAAGGGGCCCUAGACCGAUGCCCGUGUGCCACUGGUUUAAUCUGCCAGCCACACAGGCACAGCUUGGUGUAUGUGUGCGAACUAUCCUUCAAUAUAACAAGGCGUGAAGACAAAGAGCAUGCACUGACCAAUGAGGGCCUUCUAUUCCGCUUGCUGCCUGGAGCCAUUAUUGAGGACCAGCAAGAUGGAGAUCUUGUCGGGGAAGUCCGUAGGGAACUGGAAAACUUGGAGAGAGAUCUUUCAGAAAUCUCUAUAGAUGAGCCUUCUGUGACCUCUGAUGUGUUUUAUGUAGAUGAGAUUUAAAUCAACAAGGACAACUUUGUAAUCUAGUCUUUUUACAACUGUAAUUUUGUGUAUAUUGUCUUGCUUGUCUAGGCCCCAAACACAUUCACUAUUGGAUAGAAGUGCAAUUCAAUAAUAUAUUUUGAGGGAAUAUUCUUCAUGCAUGUUCAGAUGAGGAUUUUUUUUUCAGUGUGUUUUCAGUUAAUUUACACAUCUGGACCAAAAAAAAAAGAUUGCAGUGAAAAAACAAUUAGGCUUGCUUUGCUUUUGGCCAGAUGACUCAAAAUUAUAGGUAUAAAAGUGAAUUCUUAUUUUUGCACUUGCUCAGCUUAAAUUACCCCCAACAUUUAAUAGAAAUCUUAGGAAAAUGAUAUAUCCUCCCUUUAAAUUGGUCUGCAAGAUUUUGAUAGGAUGAGCUGUAAAGGGAAACAAUUUUCCCCACCAAUGGUUCUUUAGGGACAGUGAACUUUAGCCAUGUACAGAAUUCCUUGUAAUUUUGAAAAUAUAAUCAUGAUGAAAUGGCAACAA
Messenger RNA from Antechinus flavipes (yellow-footed antechinus), 1768 nucleotides. It is a transcript of the gene DKK3, whose product is annotated as dickkopf WNT signaling pathway inhibitor 3. The coding region runs from base 128 to 1261 and encodes 377 amino acids. Gene Ontology annotation, biological process: negative regulation of canonical Wnt signaling pathway; multicellular organism development. Gene Ontology annotation, molecular function: receptor antagonist activity; co-receptor binding. The record is from RefSeq and is a predicted model, not a curated record. NCBI's taxonomy places the organism in Eukaryota, Metazoa, Chordata, Mammalia, Dasyuromorphia, Dasyuridae. The transcript has 8 exons. Gene Ontology annotation, cellular component: extracellular region.